Molecule: messenger RNA, 507 nt
Organism: Hydra vulgaris (swiftwater hydra)
Lineage: Eukaryota; Metazoa; Cnidaria; Hydrozoa; Anthoathecata; Hydridae
Source: RefSeq, a predicted model, not a curated record
UAAACAGUUUUUAUCAAAACCUGAAAUAAAUUAUAAUACAUUUUUGCACGAGUCACCGUUUCAGAAAAACGGAACGCGUAGUGCUUGCAUAAAGAUGACAUCAAAUGAUAAUUGGUCUUCUUUUUUAAGUAAACGCAAAAAGCUAUCAUCUGAAAGAAAAAAUGGGUAUUGUGAAAUCUGUGAUGUUUACUAUUCUAAUUGUAGACAACACCUUAAUGGAGAUACUCAUAAAAAAAACACCACACCCAAAAAGUACAAAAGACUCGACAGUAUAAUCGCUAAUUGUUCGCAAGAAAUGUUUUUGUGUUGCUUGAAAAACAGUCCUCAACUCAUGAACUCCCAUGCCAGCAAUAAAUUAAGAGAUUGCGUUGUAAACAUUUGGGGAGUUGUAGUACCGGGAGCGUAUUGUGGGCAAUUACGAAGAAGCCAACGAAUAAUAGCAAAACAAAUGGGCUCAAUGUAUCUUCACUGUCCAGGAGUUUUAAAACUUAAAAACUAAUACUUAUG